This is a messenger RNA of Pseudozyma flocculosa PF-1, 405 nucleotides long. RefSeq lists its product as uncharacterized. NCBI's taxonomy places the organism in Eukaryota, Fungi, Basidiomycota, Ustilaginomycetes, Ustilaginales, Ustilaginaceae. Bases 1 to 405 code for a protein of 134 amino acids. The record is from RefSeq and is a predicted model, not a curated record. The transcript has a single exon.
AUGGCCAUCGAACCGACCUCGGACCCGCUCUCCAUCACCUCGGAGCUGCACAUCGCCAUCCCCUCUCCCGCCGACCGACCACUGCCAGCUUCGUCCGACAACGCCGCGCAAACCCUCUCGCCCUCCACCAGAUUCGAGACGCCACUCAAAGUCGCCUCCUCCGACACUUCUCAAAGGGCGGCACACAUGGCCGCCCUGGCGGAUGCCAUGGAUGCAUCCCGCUCCCAGCUCAAUGCACACCUCACCGCUUGGAAGGACUGGAUCGGAAAGGAAAUCGACUCGACUUCUGGGCUCAAACCUGAGGGUGGCGUCGCCGCCUCCGUACGGAGACGAGAGGGCGGUGAUGACGAUGACGAUGAGGAUGAGGACGAUGAAGAUGAGGAAGCGGACGAAGACGACGACUAG